Phycodurus eques (leafy seadragon) is the source of this 2429-nucleotide messenger RNA. It is a transcript of the gene ric3b, whose product is annotated as RIC3 acetylcholine receptor chaperone b. Gene Ontology annotation, cellular component: neuronal cell body; intracellular membrane-bounded organelle; neuron projection. Gene Ontology annotation, biological process: synaptic transmission, cholinergic; protein localization to cell surface. NCBI's taxonomy places the organism in Eukaryota, Metazoa, Chordata, Actinopteri, Syngnathiformes, Syngnathidae. The record is from RefSeq and is a predicted model, not a curated record. The transcript is spliced from 6 exons. The coding region runs from base 132 to 1208 and encodes 358 amino acids.
GUUCCACAAGGAAAUCCGAUCGAGCGUCCAAGAAGCGAGCACCGCAAGGAAGCACCGCUGCCUCCGCUUCUCCUUUCCCCUCUCACUCCGUGGCAGCUUGUUGGGUGUCGCUUUGGACGGGCGUUGUUGCCAUGGCGAUGUCCACCUUCCAGAAGGUGACGUUGGCCACUUGCCUGGUGCUGUGCGUGGCCCUGCUGCUUCCCCGGAUGUUGCUGUCUCACGGGAGGAAGGAUGCUAGCGAAGGUCACUUCCCGCCCAUGGUGCACCGUCACAUGGCGCCAGAGGGCCGAGGCCAGAGGGCGGCGGCGGGGUCGGGCCCCUCCUCCAGGGCCCACAAGGCGGAGGCCGUCGUCGCCCGGACCAAAGGUGGGGGAGCGGGAGCCGGGCUGGGAACUGCGGCCAAAUCCAACCUGGCGGGACAAAUCAUUCCUGUCUACGGAUUUGGAAUCUUACUCUACAUCCUCUACAUCCUCUUCAAGAUCACGUCAAAGGGGAGCACUCAGCCUCCAUUGGGCAGAUACUCCUCACAUUGCUCAAAGAACACCAAGAGGAAAAUCACCGACUUUGAGCUGGUUCAGCUGCAGGAGAAGCUGAGGGAGACGGAAAUGGUGAUGGAGAACAUUGUUUCCAGCGCACAGCGCAGCCCUGACAGGGGCAGUAAGGGCGUCAACGUGGACCAGGAGAGUCUCCUGCAGCAGUUGACAGAAAUCACUCGCGUGAUGCAGGAAGGUCAGCUGGUGGAGGGCGUGGCAACACCCAUGAAAAACCACCAGGAACCCUGGGAAGAAGAUGAAGAAGAGGAUCCUCAUGACUUGUGGGAGCGCCAUCGCUGCUGCUGUCAGCAUUCUCCUUGUGGAUCACAGACGCAAGCCGGAGAAGACGACGCGGCCGACAACUUUCCGGCGGGUGUUCUGGGCGCAGACCAGGCAGACGAAGAUCCAGGUGCCGGUUCGGGGGCUAAGGAGAAGCAGGAGGUCCACCUGAACGAGAAGGAGCAGAGGGAACGUGAGGGCCAGGAGCAGCAGAGCCAGCUGGGCGUGCCCAAUGAGGAGCUGCCAGGCGUGCUGAAGGAGUUGGAGCUCACCUUCAAGAUGACGUCCGCCAUGGAGCGAGAGAAAAUGGACUACCUGGAGACGCAAGCGCUGUCCGGAGGCGGUGGUCCCGUCAGAUGGCGGAACAAAAAGAGAAGCAAGAAGGAGUCUCAGUGACUCCUGAUUUGGACAGAAGAUAUUUUGUUUGUGUGGAAGCUUUACAGGCGUGUCCAAAAUUCUGCAUGGAUUUCACAUUCUUGCACUUUUCCUGACAGCAUAUAUUUUUUUCUUUGAGGACUACAUACAGAAAAAUCAAAGGAGACAAGAACCACUUUGAAAAUUUGAGUUGAAUUCGUAGUGUGACUAUGCUCCUAACUAACACGAGUAUCUCGAAUCAUCUUUCCCCAUUGAAAUAAAUGGAAAUACCAUGAAUCCAUACUAGUCUGCCCAAAAACUGGCAAUGGGCGAGUACUGAUAGCAGGUAUCGGUAUUGAGCCGAUACCAGCCAUAUUUCAAGGUAUCCGGUACUCGUGUAUGCUGCCGAUACCAGCCACAGUUAUUUAAGGCAAAAAAAAUAAAAAUUGACAUCAAGUCCGCCUCUGGUUUGACACAUUGGCGAAUCAUCAUGUGCGUCAAAAAGAAAGACAAUUAUUUUUUUCAUAAUUAUCUGUCAUUGUGUUCAUUGAAAUGUUAUCUAUCGAACAUACUAGUGGUAUCUGUGAGUACUCAAGAAUGAAUACUCAAAACUAAUAUCGGUCUGAAACAGUGGUACCAAACAUCACUACAAAAAAAUUAUAAUUUGUAAUGUGUUUUUAACAAGAACUCCGGGCAGUACAAUACGCAGAGCCAUAUAUACAUCUUUAUAUAUGGCUCAAGACAUGGAUAUAUGGAGUCAAAUACCCCCCCCCCACCCAUUAUGUUUAGGAUUAAAGGGAAAAGCAACUAACCUGACCCUAACCCCAGAAUUACACAUUGAUUUGGAAUAGUGAUGAGGGUGCAUGAUAUGCUCCUUUCUUAUAUGCUUUUAUAAAAAAAAAUUAAAUAUAAAGGACUUAAAUAAACAAAAAUAUACAUUUAAUAUCAAAAGAAAACCCUACAUGGACAAAAGAUAUUUUAAUGCAUCAGGAACUGUCACAACCGUGCAUUCAUGACUUACACUUGCAUCUCACAAUGGAACAAUAUCCACAUCAAAUUAACUGUCCGACAUCACUGUUACAUCACAGCUUACACUUUUUGCAAGACUUCUUGGAUAAAGGAGACAUUUUGUGUCAAGUUUAUUUUUUUUUUUUAAAUGCAUAUAUGUCACGUAUGUGUUCAACCUUUUUUUCAAAACAUACAAGCAUGGUCACCUUUUUAAUAAAUACCUCAAACGACACUAUAAUGCCUCAUUUGAAGUUG